AUGGUGUUAGAAGACAGGUGUAACAAUUUCGAGGAUGCGCAGUCGUCAUUUUCUUUGACCAAUCAGAACUUUAUCCAAGAUGCCAAAAGCAAUAUGGCUCCUCCCAUAAUAUUUUAUUUUUGCGGAGAAGCUAUGCCAACGUGCUGUAUAAAAAAUUGUAAGAAUCGUACGAAUCAUAAUGGGACGAAAGGAAUUAAGUAUUUUACUUUUCCUAAAGAAACAUCUAUUCGUCAGCAAUGGCUUAAUGCCUGCCAAAGAAAAGAAACGGAUAUGAAUGUUGAUUCGGCAAGGAUAUGCGCAAUCCAUUUUGAUGAAAAUUGUUUGGUGCUUGAGAAGACAAAACCACGAUUACAAAAUAAACCAGCUAAAGAAGUAUUAAGGUUGAAACAGGGAUCUGUUCCAACAUUAAAUCUAGAAAAAAAGCGAAAAGAUAUGUCGCAGAGCAAAGAAGACAACAAAAAAAUUAAAGUACCAGUUAAGUCAUUUGUUCCAACAUACACAGAACUUGUGCAAUACGCACAACAGAAACAGCGUUUAUCGCAGGAAGAAAUUGUAAUAAAUGUAGAAACAAACAAAACACAAGAUAUGGAAGAAGUUGCAAAAAAUAUAAAUAAAGCAGCUAUACAAAGUAUGGAAGAGCAAAAUAAAACGGUGCAACAAGAGAU
Molecule: messenger RNA, 665 nt
Organism: Temnothorax curvispinosus
Lineage: Eukaryota; Metazoa; Arthropoda; Insecta; Hymenoptera; Formicidae
Exons: 4
Molecular function (GO): sequence-specific DNA binding
Source: RefSeq, a predicted model, not a curated record